This is a messenger RNA of Aphidius gifuensis, 3381 nucleotides long. RefSeq lists its product as uncharacterized. Lineage: Eukaryota; Metazoa; Arthropoda; Insecta; Hymenoptera; Braconidae. The coding region runs from base 83 to 3151 and encodes 1022 amino acids. The record is from RefSeq and is a predicted model, not a curated record. Gene Ontology annotation, biological process: proteolysis. The transcript is spliced from 6 exons. Gene Ontology annotation, molecular function: metal ion binding.
UUACACACAAACAUAAUAACAAUAACGAUAAAGGGGGAGAGAAAAGAGAAAUAAAAAUUUUAUUAAAAGUUAAAACAUAAUCAUGGCGCCUGUAGACAACUCACCAACAAGCAACAUGGGUGAUUUUGAAUUAAUAACAUCAACAAAAUCAAAUGAUACAAUUCCAGUACAUAAAUAUAAAUCAACUAAAACAGGUAUAACUGUUGUUAUUGCUGAAGUUGAUGGACCAGUUGUUGGUGGAUAUUUUUGCAUUCCAACUGAGACAUUUGAUAAUGAUGGUUUACCACAUACCCUGGAGCAUUUAAUAUUUUUGGGAAGUGAAGAAUUUCCAUACAAAGGUGUACUUGAUUUAUUGGGUAAUAGAUGCCUUGCAUCUGGUACAAAUGCAUGGACAGAUACUGAUCAUACAAAUUACACAAUGACAACUGUUGGAAGUGAAGGAUUUUUAUCAUUAAUGCCAAUAUAUCUUGAUCAUAUACUAUUUCCAAUUCUAUCAGAUGCUGGUUUUUUAACCGAGGUACAUCAUAUUAAUGGUGAUGGUGAAGAUGCUGGUGUUGUUUAUUGUGAAAUGCAAAAUCGUGAAAAUGGAGGUGAAGAACUUGCCCUCAAAGAGCUAAUAAGAAUAUUAUAUCCUGGUAAAUGUGGUUAUAAAUCAUGUACCGGUGGUAUUAUGGAAAAUUUACGUGAAAGUACAUCAAAUGAAAAAGUACGUGCAUAUCAUCGUGAUUAUUAUAGACCAGAAAAUUUAACAAUAAUAAUAACUGGUAAAGUACAACAUGCUGAAGUAUUUAAAUCAUUACGUUCACUUGAAGAUAAAAUAUUAAAAAAAGGUAAUCGUGGUAAAUUUGAACGUCCAUGGCAAUCACCUGUACCAGAAUUUAAAGAAGAAAUUGAAAGCAAUAUAUUAUAUCCAUGUGAUGAUGAAGACAAUGGUUUAAUUAGAGUUGGAUGGAGAGGACCAUCUGGUGUAAGUGAACUAUAUGAUUUAACUGGUUGUUCAUUGUUACUUAAAUAUUUAACAGACAAUUCAGUUAGUCCAUUGAAAAAAGAAUUUGUUGAAAUUGAUGAUCCAUUUGCGUGUAAUGUUGAUUUUGGUCUUGUUGAAAAUUCAGUAUCAUUGCUUUAUUUAGUAUUCAGUGGUGUACCAAUACCAAAAAUUUCAUCAGUUAAAAAAUAUUUAAUUGAUGUAUUAAAUGAUAUUUAUAACAAUGAAAAUGGUAUUGAUAUGAAAAGAAUGUCAAUUGUUAUACAUAGACAUCAACUUGAAACACUUAGUAAUUUAGAAAAUAUGCCACAUGAUUCAAUUGCAUUUAUGCUUAUUGGUGAUGCACUUUAUGGACGUAAUAAUAAAGAUUUAGAGCAACGUUUAAAUUUAAUUAAUGAUUUAAAAAAAUUGGCUAAAGAACCAUUGUCAUAUUGGAAAAAUUUAUUAAAACGUUAUUUACUUGAUGCACCAUGUGGUAUUGUUAAUGCAAAACCAAGUAUUGAAAAACAAAAAGAAAUUGAAGCUAGUGAAAAAAAACGUAUUAGUGAAAGAAAAGAAAAAUUAGGUAAAAGUGGUCUUGAAAAAGCUGAAUUAGAAUUACAAAAUGCAAUUGCACAAAAUGAAAUUGAAAUACCAGAAGAGCUAUUAACAUGUGUACCAGUACCAGGUACAGAUACUAUUAAUUUUCAUAAUGUACGUAGUUUUUUUACUGGUAAUGAAGAACAACAUUCACGUUUUGAUGUUAAUAAGCUACCAUUAUACACAUGUCUAGAUCAUGUUAAUACAAAUUUUGUAUAUAUAUUUGUUGUUAUGGAUACAUCAUCAUUGUCAAAAAAUUUAAGACCAUAUUUACCAUUGAUACUUGAGGCAAUUGGUGAAUGUCCAAUUGAACGUGAUGGAAAAUUAAUUCCAUAUGAAGACAUUGUUGCUGAAAUUGAGAGUGAUACUAUUGCUGUUGGUACCAAAACUGGAUUUGAUAAUACGUCAAGAUAUUCAUGUGGUAUAUUCAGUCACAAUAUAACACUAAUAUUACAAAUUGAAAUGUCAAAAUACAACAAAGGUAUUCAAUGGAUUAAAGAACUUCUUUAUGAUACUAAAUUUACUGUUGAAAGAUUAAAAAUUAUUUCUCAAAAAAUGAUCAAUGAAAUAACACAAUUGAAGAAACAAGGAAAUGGAAUUGUUAAAAGUUUGAUGAAAGGAUUGAUGUAUGAUAAAGAUAGUAAUCAUUUUAAUGCAAGUCCACUUAGACAGCAACAAUUUUUGACAGAAUUAAUUGAACGUUUAUCAACUGAUGAUGGACAAAAGCAAAUAUUAAAUGACGUUGAAGAAAUAAGAAAAAUUUUAACAGAUGGAAAAAAUAUUAUGUGUCAUAUUGCAUCAAAUGUUGAUAAAUUAAGUAAUCAAGUUACUGAUCUCUACACACCAUGGGAUAUAUUAAAAAUUGGAAAUAUUGAAAAGAAAAUGCUUGAAGUAAUACCAGAUUGGAAAUUAUUAAAACCAUAUAAUGAAAUUAAAAUUAAGGGAUCAGUUCUUGGACUUGGUUGUGUUGAUUCAGCUUAUUCAUUACAAUGUGCACCUUGUAUCAAUGAUUAUAAGCAUCAAGAUUUACCAACACUUCUUGUUUGUCUUCAGUAUCUUACUCAGCUAGAGGGACCAAUGUGGAAACAAGUUCGUGGUCAAGGAUUAUCAUAUAGCUAUAAAAUAUUUGCCAGUCCAAAUGAGGGAUUAAUUUAUUUAACAUUCUUUGGAGCUACAAAUAUAGUUGGAGCAUAUAAAGAAACUAAAAAAAUUAUCGACAGCCAUUUGAAAGAAAAAAAUUGGGAAAAAAUAUUAUACGAGACAGCAAAAGCUUCAUUGAUAUUCCAAAUUGUUGAUAGAGAAGCAUCUGUUGGUGAUGUUGUAUCACAAUCAAUAUUGUCAUAUUUUAAAAAUGUAUCACAUGAUUAUAAUCGUCAAAUGGUACAAAAAGUACACAGUGUUGAUAUUAAUGAUUUGGAUCGUGUUGCUAAUAAAUAUCUCAAGCCAUUAUUUGAUCCUGAACAAUGCAAAGCAUCAAUUGUAUGUCAUCCAUCAAAAGUUACUGAAGUUUCUGAUGCUUUUAAAAGCUACAGUCAGAACCUUGAAGUCUACACUUCUCUUGAAAGCAGUUAUCUCAACGACUGGUAAUCAUCGAAAAUUGUUCUGUUUCUUUAUUUUUUUUUAAAUUUAAUUUCCAAAUAAAAAAAACAAGAAAUAAAAACAACGACAAUUAUCGAACAAAUUAAAAAAAACCGGAAAUUAUUUUUACAUUAAAUUCAUUCAAUGUCACGUAUUUUUUUUUUUUUGAAAAUAAACAAAAAAUAAAUAAUAAAAAUCACGUGUGCCAUUUGUCACAAUACAAACGUGCGUGUUUAUAA